Symphalangus syndactylus (siamang) is the source of this 1387-nucleotide messenger RNA. It is a transcript of the gene STUB1, whose product is annotated as STIP1 homology and U-box containing protein 1. Gene Ontology annotation, molecular function: protein-folding chaperone binding; ubiquitin protein ligase activity. The record is from RefSeq and is a predicted model, not a curated record. Gene Ontology annotation, cellular component: Z disc; cytoplasm. Gene Ontology annotation, biological process: protein quality control for misfolded or incompletely synthesized proteins; proteasome-mediated ubiquitin-dependent protein catabolic process; positive regulation of proteolysis. NCBI's taxonomy places the organism in Eukaryota, Metazoa, Chordata, Mammalia, Primates, Hylobatidae.
CGGCCGGAAGUUCCGGCGGCGGCGCUGGGCCGGGCCCGAGCGGAUCGCGGGCUCGGGCUGCGGGGCUCCGGCUGCAGGCGCUGGGCCGCGAGGCGCGGAGCUUGGGAGCGCAGCCCAGGCCGUGCCGCGCGGCGCCAUGAAGGGCAAGGAGGAGAAGGAGGGCGGCGCACGGCUGGGCGCUGGCGGCGGAAGCCCCGAGAAGAGCCCGAGUGCGCAGGAGCUCAAGGAGCAGGGCAACCGUCUGUUCGUGGGCCGAAAGUACCCGGAGGCGGCGGCCUGCUACGGCCGCGCGAUCACCCGGAACCCGCUGGUGGCCGUGUAUUACACCAACCGGGCCCUGUGCUACCUGAAGAUGCAGCAGCACGAGCAGGCCCUGGCCGACUGCCGGCGCGCCCUGGAGCUGGACGGGCAGUCUGUGAAGGCGCACUUCUUCCUGGGGCAGUGCCAGCUGGAGAUGGAAAGCUAUGAUGAGGCCAUCGCCAAUCUGCAGCGAGCUUACAGCCUGGCCAAGGAGCAGCGGCUGAACUUCGGGGACGACAUCCCCAGCGCUCUCCGAAUCGCGAAGAAGAAGCGCUGGAACAGCAUCGAGGAGCGGCGCAUCCACCAGGAGAGCGAGCUGCACUCCUACCUCUCCAGGCUCAUUGCCGCAGAGCGUGAGAGGGAGCUGGAAGAGUGCCAGCGAAACCACGAGGGUGAUGAGGACGACAGCCACGUCCGGGCCCAGCAGGCCUGCAUUGAGGCCAAGCACGACAAGUACAUGGCAGACAUGGAUGAGCUCUUCUCUCAGGUGGACGAGAAGAGGAAGAAGCGAGACAUCCCCGACUACCUGUGUGGUAAGAUCAGCUUUGAGCUGAUGCGGGAGCCGUGCAUCACACCCAGUGGCAUCACCUACGACCGCAAGGACAUUGAGGAGCAUCUGCAGGUGAGGCUGCGGCUGGGGGAGCAGGGCCAGCGGCAUGGUCCUGGGCCCAAUGACUGCCCUUUGCCCUUCUUGUCACUGCAGCGUGUGGGUCAUUUUGACCCCGUGACCCGGAGCCCCCUGACCCAGGAACAGCUCAUCCCCAACCUGGCUAUGAAGGAGGUUAUUGACGCAUUCAUCUCUGAGAAUGGCUGGGUGGAGGACUACUGAGGUUCCCUGCCCUGCCCGGCGUCCUGGUCCACGGGAGCCCUGGGCAGAAGCCCCCGGCCCCUGUACAUAGUUUGUGUUCCUGGCCACCCCGACCUCUUCCCCCAAGUUCUGCUGUUGGGACUCUGGACUGUUCCCCCUCUCAGCAUAGCUCUUGCUGGGCCGUGAUCGUGCCCCUCUGUGGGCUGGAAAAGCAGGUGAGGGUGGGCUGGGCUGACGCCACUGCCGCCAUUAUCUGUGUAAUAAAAUCCGUGAGCACGA